Molecule: messenger RNA, 2874 nt
Organism: Physella acuta
Lineage: Eukaryota; Metazoa; Mollusca; Gastropoda; Physidae
Product: 5'-nucleotidase domain-containing protein 3
Molecular function (GO): 5'-nucleotidase activity
Source: RefSeq, a predicted model, not a curated record
CCGAUGAACUCCUGGUUCAUAGGUUAGAGGUUACAGCUCAUUUUACUGUGUGAAGAAAUGUGUUGUCAACAAGUUACAUUAAGCUGAAAUUCUAUUGUUUAUGCUUAGAACAUUGCUAGGUAACCAACAAUUGCAAAGAAGACUGAACUUCCCAGAUAAUGAUGGCGGCGACCUGCAGGUUUUGGAAUUUGAUUUUUCACAAUCGACAUUCGUUGGUUUUACGCAAAUGUUGUUUAAAACAAUAUAAUAGCAAACGCACAUACGUUGCUUCUAAAUUGAAACUUCAAGAGCUUUAUAAACUUAGUAAAUCUGCUGCUGAAGAGCAACAGCCUAUGCCAGACCAAAACCCUGAAGCAAUAUUUGCCAACAAUGAACUCUCCCUACAGAAGAUUGAGGUCUAUGGCUUUGACUAUGACUACACACUGGCCACAUACACACCCAAGCUACAUGAGCUUAUCUUCACCUUAGGAAAGGAGGCUCUGGUUGAUAAAUUAAAGUACCCUGAAGCAAUUUUAGAUCUGGAAUACGAUGCUGAUUUUGCCGUGAGAGGAUUACAUUAUGAUGUCAAGAAGGGUCUUUUCAUGAAGAUUGAUCAAUUUCACAACAUACAGCUAGGCACAGUUUACAGGGGAAUGAAACCUGUGCCAGAUGAAGAAGUGAAAACAUUGUUUGAAGGGACUCACAUAUCUGUGGAAAACAUGAACACAUUUUAUGGUGCAGGACCAAUGCACCAAAUGGUUGAUUUGUUUGCACUUCCUGAAAUCACACUUGUCUCCCUUGUUACUGAGUACAUAUCAAAUUGUCUUUCACAGUAUUUUAUUGCCAACAACAUUACCUAUGAUCCUGAAUAUGUGUUCUUUGAUAUACGAAACACUGUCCAAGGUAUCCACAACUCAGGUCAACUUCACCAAGCAAUAAUCAAAGAUUUAGAUCUCUACUUGUAUUCUGAGAAAUGUUAUGAAACCAAGUUGUUGUUAGAAAAUUUGCGUGGGGAAGGGAAGAAACUCUUUUUGAUCUCCAACAGUGGCUUCCCUUUCAUUGACCAUGGAAUGAAAUACAUGGUGGGGAAAGAGUGGCAGGAACUGUUUGAUGUGGUCAUCGUGAAUGCCAGGAAGCCAAAGUUCUUUAAAGAGGGCUACAGGCCAUUCAGGGCUUACAAUAUGGAACAGAUGGCGCCAGAGUGGGGCCGUGUGACAAGUCUGAACAAAGGUGUGGUGUAUAAUCAGGGCAAUCAUCAUGAGCUACAGGAACUGACUGGCUGGUACGGGCCCAAGGUGUUGUAUUUUGGUGACCACAUCUACAGUGAUCUAGCUGAUCCUUCAUUGAAGUAUGGUUGGAGGACUGGUGCCAUUAUUCCAGAGCUUGAGGCUGAAAUCAACAAACAAAACUCUGAAAUUUACAAGUCCUCAGUCAGAUGGCUAGUGGCUCUACAGCACUUGAUAGAUGACAUGCAGCAUCAGAACUCCCCCGAGUCUAAAGAAGUGAUCAAUAAAUGGAUUGAGGAAAGGAAUGAAUUAAGGAUGUUCACUAAAUCGUUGUUCAACCCUCACUUUGGAAGUCUCUUCAGGACGUAUCACAACCCAACCUACUUUUUCCGGCGCUUGGCCAGGUUUGCGGACAUCUACACCUCCAACCUGACCAACCUGCUGCGCUACUCCACCUCCUACACGUUCUACCCCCACCGCAUCCUCCUCCCCCAUGAGCCCAGUGUCUAUUCAUCAAAGUUCAACAGAAAAAAUCAGGGGUGCUUCAAUGAAGAAAAUAGUUCAUGAAUUAUCAAGGGUGUUUGAAUAAAGCAAUUAGCAGAAAAUCAGGGGUGUUUGUAUGAGGCAAGUAGUUUCUGAAUUAUCAGGGGUGUUUUUAUGAAGCAAGUAGUUCCUGAAUUAUCAGGGGUGUUUGUAUGAAGCAAGUAGUUCCUGAAUUAUCAGGGGUGUUUGAAUGGAGCAAGUAGUUCCUGAUAUUAUCCUGAAAUGGCUUUAGUUUAAGGUUGUGCUAGCAGAGUCUCAGUAUUAACUAAAAUUAGUGUCAGUAUUUAUGUUAAACUAUGUUAAGUAUAAUCUUAAAUAUCAUGUGUAUUUAUUUGCUUGUAAGCAAAACUAUGAUUUGACAAUAAUUCAAUUCACUUGUUUUGUCACAUAAUUUUUUAAAAUAUUGUAUUUUUUUUUCAUUUCAUUGGAGAUUAUUUCUAUAGCUUUUUAGGGAAAGUGGUAGAUUUACUUUUAAAUCCACAAUUUGAUUGCAAUGAGUUGUGCAAUAUUUCCUCUAAAUUUGACCCCAACCCUUCAAUGUUAUUGUACUUACUCCAGUAUAAUUGAUGUCAUAAAAGUUGAGCCUAUUCAAGAAGUCUAGACCUUGCAUUUCAUCUAAUGGCACUGUGUCAUAUCUUGACACAUCAAAAGCUGACUCAUCACUGACCUGGAAGUGUCAUGGUCCCCACACUAAAUGACAAUGUCCUGCAGAAUUUUGACCCCUACAGCUCGACUACUUUGUAUGAUUUAUGACUCCAGCUGAACUUUUUUUGUGUGAUAUUUUUUCAACCAACAGGUUAUUUGCUCAAUAUUUUUAGGCCUGUGCACAUUUUUUUUUUACUAUUUUGAGGAACUGCUGUAGAAUUUGUUGUUCAUGACUUUAAUUUCGUUCCUGUAACUGAAUCUCAGUUUUUAUUUAACCAGCAAGCAACAUAAGGUUGAUAUUAGAUCUGCUGACAUUCUGCUGGGGGUGUGUAGUCAGUGAUUUCCUCAUUUGAAGGCAUUUAAAUAUUAGUUCAUGUGAGCUUGUAAAGUUUUGCUAUACUUUAUUUAAACAUUUUGUAACAGUAUAUUAUCAGCAUUAAAUACUGAUGUCAUUUUUUAUUUACAAUCACUGAUUAAAAAA